Cuscuta europaea is the source of this 652-nucleotide messenger RNA. Lineage: Eukaryota; Viridiplantae; Streptophyta; Magnoliopsida; Solanales; Convolvulaceae. The record is from the annotation of a GenBank genome assembly.
AUUCUCUUCCAUCUCUAUUCUCAAAACCUUAAGUCUCACCCCCCAAAUCCCAAUGGAUCUCCAUAGCCAUAGGGAGAGAAGGGGAGGGAUGUCAGUGCCACAAUUUGGGGGAUGGGAUAAGGGGCCAGGAAGAGGAGAAGGUGAGAGUAUAAGUUACACAGUAGUUUUCUCUCAGGCCAGAGAUAACCGGAAACAACAUAAGACCGAGUUGCCUCGUUACAGCCUCGACAACAAUAACGACAAUGAUGAUCUUCUUCACGGCAGCCGCAGUCGUAGCCGCCACAAGAAGCAUGACCACAACAUGUCUGCUCCUCCUCCUCCUCCUAUUAAGAGGAGGAACACGUGUCUCUCCUGGUUUAACUGUUUUUGGGCUUGAUGCAUGGUUGACGUGCACCAAAUUCGAAGAUUUAUUGUCAUAUAUGGCCGGCCUCUUCUGUGUUAUACUCCAAUUUACUUGAACUAUGGAAGUCUACAUGUCAUUAUGAUAAUGAAAUAUUCGAAAUUUGGGCAGAGAGUUGUAUAUAAUACUAUCUAAUUUAAAUGUGCAAUUCAAGCUUGAGUUUUUGAGUGAUAUUAACUAUUGAGUACUACCCUCAUGCUUUUUGCAACAAAAUCCUCAAAUGUUCAAUUAUAAUCAAAUUGUGUGAAAACG